AGAGCAGCUGCAGUGAAAAUGUCUUCAGUUCAGUCUCUCAGAGAGUUUAUCGGUGAGCGGUUAACCGCCGCUGCGGAAGAAAUCUUCACUCACGUGGAACAAACCAUCUUUAAGCUGGAGGCAGAGCUGGAGCGGCAGCGCAGACUGCUGGACAUCGUUCUGCAGCCACACAUGCAGCUCCAGACGGCAGGCCUCCCCCCCACAUACCCGAGGAACGAAGAAGACGCAGAGCUUCAGCAGAUUAAAGAGCAAGAGGAGGAGAUCUGCAUCAGCCAGGAUGAGGAGCAGCCUGGUCUGAAGCAGGAGGCCAAUACCUUGAUGGAGACUCAUUUUUAUCAGGAAAACGACUUCAGUGAAGAAGACCUCAACAGUCAGCAGCUCCAAGCUCAGAGCUUUAAUGAUGGGCAGGAUGAAGAAGAUCACCAGGAAGCAUCAAGCACAGAUAGAGAGGCAGGACCUCACAGCAGAGAGGACACAGACAGGAGUCAUGUGGGAGAAAGACGGUGUCAUUCCGACUUAGAGAACGUGUCAGAAGUGAACUGCCACGGCGAAAAUCCCUUCAACAAAAGAACCCUUGCAAAGAAACGUCAAAGAAGCCAAAAUGUUCGCAGACAUUCUUGUAAAGAGUGCGGCAAGACCUUUAAAACUGCUCACUGCUUGACGUACCACAGGAGAACCCACACGGGAGAGAAGCCCUUCUGCUGCAACGUGUGCGCUAAAAGCUUUCACCUGAGUUCCUCCCUGAAGAACCACAUGAUGAUUCACACGGGGGCCCGGCCCUUCUCCUGUGCGGAAUGCGGGAAACGUUUCAGUAGAACCUCCACUCUCAAAACCCACAUGGUGACCCACACCGGAGCGCGGCCCUUCUCCUGCCAACAAUGUGGAAAACGCUUCAGCCGGGCCUCCACUCUCAAGAGUCACAUGAUCUCUCACACUGGGGCCAAGCCGUUCUUUUGCGCGCUGUGUGCUAAAGGUUUCACUCGGAGUUUUCAUCUGAAGUGUCACAUGAGAACUCACAGGGCAGACGCAGGUUUGUUGUGAAGAUGCUGAAGCUUCAGCAGAACACAGGAGAGGUCCCGCAGGGAUGGAGGAUGACGACAUCAGCACCGUGAUGUAAGCAGCAGGUCAGAGAUGCCACCGUCAGGGUGGGGCAUUGGCUCCACGAACAUGAUGGUGACGUCUGUCCUCCAGGAGCCUCAGAACUUCUGUUAACGUUGUUGCUCACUCUCAAUUUUUGGUUUGCCUAGAACGACCUUGCAUUCUGUAAAUCCUAAUCAUUGGCCCUUUUAAAAUACAGAUUAAAACUGCUCUGAAGUAUUUUUCUUCAACAAAAAAAAGUAUAUUAUAAUUUUGUUUAAAUGUUUUUUUUUAGAAUUUAUCUGUCUUGUUUUGUUUGGAACUUGAAGGGAACGUCAGCAUUUCAUUAUAGUUUUGCUCUAAAUUUAAUGAUAAUAAAUGUCUUUAAAGCACAAGUUUAAUUUCUUUAAGAUGAUUCUGCUUUUGCAGAGUUAGCUUAAAACUUCCUUGUGGCUUUGCUUAAAUUACAAAGAAAAACCUGUUUUCAUUGCGAUAUCGGCAUUUUAUAGCUACAGCUGUAAACCUGAAAAUUACUUGUAAUUAUUUAGUAAAACCAUCCAGGUUUAGUUUGUCACCCACAAGACAGGAAAUGUUAGCAAACUGGAACGUCUUCAAGGGUAAUAAAGAAAAGUUUUUUUCUUACUAAAGAGA
This is a messenger RNA of Oryzias latipes (Japanese medaka), 1728 nucleotides long. RefSeq lists its product as uncharacterized. Gene Ontology annotation, biological process: regulation of transcription by RNA polymerase II. Lineage: Eukaryota; Metazoa; Chordata; Actinopteri; Beloniformes; Adrianichthyidae. Gene Ontology annotation, molecular function: RNA polymerase II cis-regulatory region sequence-specific DNA binding; DNA-binding transcription factor activity, RNA polymerase II-specific. The record is from RefSeq and is a predicted model, not a curated record.